Messenger RNA from Arabidopsis thaliana (thale cress), 1535 nucleotides. Its product is annotated as Ras-related small GTP-binding family protein. The coding region runs from base 406 to 1407 and encodes 333 amino acids. NCBI's taxonomy places the organism in Eukaryota, Viridiplantae, Streptophyta, Magnoliopsida, Brassicales, Brassicaceae. Gene Ontology annotation, molecular function: GTP binding; GTPase activity. The record is from RefSeq and is marked reviewed. The transcript has 9 exons.
CGAACCGAUCCCAUUGAUUGAACAAACUCACGUCGUUCGUUCUUCCGCCCAAAUCUCAUGAUAUCUUCGAAUUUUCGUAGCGAAACCAGAGAUUCUAUAAUGUCGAUCGAGAACUCCCUGUCUCGAGAUUCAAUGGUUUACCUUGAUUACUGGAAAGAUCUUUUCUGAAUUUUUUUCAUCGAGGAGAAGAACGUUAAGGAGGAAGAAGAGAUUAUUUGCACUAGGAAGGUGAAGGAACUGUAGCCGAGACUCUGUUUUGCAAUGUGCAAGGUGAUGGAUUAGAAUAAUCUGCUUACAGCUAGGAAUCAGAGUUUCGAAAUGAUGAUUUCUGGAAGCUUCUCUUUUGGUCGAAGACGCGACUAUGGGACUUAAUUUCGCAGUGCCGAUUUUGCUGGAGUAAUCAAAAUGCGGUUUUGGAGGGAACGUGGCAGGGAAAAUAAGGAACAUAUGGUAGCGCCAUUAUGCGGCCAAAUUCGAGUAUUGGUGGUUGGUGAUUCAGGUGUGGGAAAAUCAUCUCUUGUGCAUCUCAUUGUCAAAGGCUCCUCUAUUGUUCGCCCAUCUCAAACUAUUGGAUGUACAGUUGGUGUCAAGCACUUAACUUACGCAAGUCCUGCUAGUUCUUCAAGUAUCAUUAAAGGUGACUCAGAGAGAGAUUUCUUCGUCGAACUUUGGGAUGUUUCAGGUCAUGAACGAUACAAAGAUUGCCGCUCACUGUUCUAUUCACAAAUCAAUGGAGUUAUUUUUGUUCAUGAUCUUUCGCAAAGGACUACAAAAACUAAUUUGCAGAAAUGGGCGGGUGAAGUUUCAGUAACUGGGGAGUUUUCAGCUCCCCUUUCUUCUGGUGGGCCUGGUGGUCUUCCCGUCCCAUACAUCGUUAUUGGAAACAAAGCUGAUAUUGCUGCCAAAGGAGGAACAAAUGGAAGCAGUGGCAAUCUUGUUGAUGCAGCUCGUCAUUGGGUUGAGAAGCAGGGUCUGCUUCCCCAUAGUGAUGAACUUCCUCUCUCUGAGAGCUUCCCUAGCAAUGUUGGUCUCAUAAUGGCUGCCAAGGAAGCUAGAUAUGACAAAGAAGCUCUGACCAAAAUUUUCCAUAUGUUGAUAAGAAGAAGAUAUUUCUCAGACGAACUACCGUCGCCUUCUUCAGCAUGGUCUCUUUCCCAUGCACCUUCCCAGCGGUUAGAUGAGGGCACAAGUGAUGAAGAUCAGUUCUAUAAAAGAACAAGCCUAAGGGAAGGAGAUGCUUACAAAUAUAACACAUUACCGCAACACAAUCUCAUGCAGUCUCCUACACUCUAUCCGCAGCAACCACCUGACCGUUACAAUUACGCUAUUCCGAGAUUCUCUCUUUCCAGUGUAGAGGAAACCAGCAAUGGUAAUGGCAGGUCUAAGCGGAUGGAUAUUAACGUCUGAAAGUAAAACACAGAUCAAAUCUCACAUUAUUUUCCUGUAAUCUUCCAAACAUUAUCUUCUUUUAUUUUUUUUUUUUUUUUUUUUUUUAAGUUGGUAAGUAUAAGCUUGAUCAGUUAGAAUUUAGAAUC